UCCAUCUUCUUCCCCCGAAGCAGCUCAGCUCAGCUCAGCUCGAUAAGCCCUAGAAACCUAAAACCUCCCAGUUUUCUUCUUCGUCUUCUUCUUACUCUGUUCGAGCAAUUCAAUCUUCAACACCAACAACGGCUGCUGAUUCGUCGCCUCAGAGUCGAGGCCGCAAGGUCUGUUAAGUGAGGUACUUUCAGCAGCGGCUGGAGUUAGUAGAGAUAAGACAAUGGAUUUUGAUGAGUAUGAGUAUCUGGAGAAGACAGUGGAGAACCCGGAAUUGGAGAAAGUGAAAGAGGUUACUAAUGGCAGUGAAGAAAGGGACAGAGACCGACGUCGGAGUUCUAAGCAUAGAAGUGAUGAUAAUGAGCAUGAUGCUGAUCAUUCCUUGAAGCGGUCAAAAUCGUCAGGAGAAAAAUCCCAUGACCAUGAACUGCAUGGCUCUCGUCACCGUUCACGAUCCAGAGAUGGAGAGAGGGAUCGACACAAAAGCAAUCGUGAACAUAGGGACAAGGAGAGGGAGAGGGAGAAAGAUAGGGAUAGGGAGGAGAGAAAUGGGACGGCCAAGGGAAGAAACAGAGACCGAGAUCGGGACGGGGACCGGGACCUGGACCGAAGUUUCAGGGACCGGGAUAGUGAAAGGAGGAGAGGCAGGGAGAAGGAAAGGGAAAGUAGAAGCCGUUCUGAUAAGCGUCAAGGCGACAGGGAUGAGACGGACAGAGAAAGGGGUCGCGAUAAGGAGAGAGAAAAGGAUCGUGAGAAGCCUUUGAAGGAACGAGAGAGAGAUCACAGACGGCAUAAAGAUAAGAAGGAAGAGGAGCCUGAGGCUGAUCCUGAGCGUGACCAGAGAACAGUAUUUGCUUAUCAGAUUAAUCUAAAAGCAGAUGAAAGAGAUGUUUAUGAAUUCUUCUCAAGGGCUGGCAAGGUGCGAGAUGUACGCCUAAUUAUGGAUAGGAUCUCAAGGCGAUCCAAAGGGGUUGGGUACAUUGAGUUCUAUGAUGCAAUGUCUGUCCCUAUGGCUAUAGCAUUGUCUGGUCAGCCUCUUCUUGGGAUACCAGUGAUGGUGAAACCAUCAGAAGCUGAAAAGAAUUUAGUUCAAUCGACUGCUGCUGCUGCUGCUGCUGCUGCUGCAGCUGCUGCAUCAGGGGGUUCAAUAGGUCCAUAUUCAGGCGGUGCCAGAAGGCUUUAUGUUGGCAACCUUCAUUCCAAUUUGACAUCAGAUCAGCUCAAAAAGAUCUUUGAACCAUUUGGUGAGGUUGAGCUGGUGCAGUUGCCGCUUGAUGAAACUGGAAAUUGUAAAGGAUUUGGUUUCGUUCAGUUUGUACGCCUGGAGGAUGCCCGGAAUGCGCUGAGUUUAAAUGGAUUAGAGAUUGCUGGUCGCACUAUCAAGGUGUCAGCCGUUACUGAUCAACCAGGAACGCAAGAUGUUGCUCCGACUUCUGGGGAUUUCGACGAUGAUGAUGGUGGUGGCUUGUCCUUAAAUGCAUCUUCCCGAGCCAUGCUCAUGAAGAAGUUGGACCGCAGUGGCACUGUAGCAAGCAUUACUGGUGUCAAUGAUGCCACUGCCGUUCUACCUUCAGGACCAACUGUUGGAACAUUGCCAGUGGUCCCAUUGGCAGUUGCUCCUCUGAUGCAGUCGGCUGUUCCUUCACUUGGUGGACUUCCUUUCACAGGCCUUCAGGUCCCUCCUGCUGCGGUUCCUACAAUUAAUUCAAUCGGUAUCCCGAGCGAAUGCUUAUUGUUGAAGAAUAUGUUCGAUCCAACUUUAGAGACGGAGCCUGAUUUUGAUUUGGACAUCAAGGACGACGUCCAGGAAGAAUCCUCUAAGUACGGCAAACUCAAGCACAUUUACGUGGACAAGAAUAGCGCGGGGUUUGUUUACUUGCGGUUUGAGAAUGCCCAAUCUGCAAUUAGUGCCCAGCGUGCUCUGCACGGUAGAUGGUUCGCUGGGAAGAUGAUCACCGCGACAUUCAUGGUUCCCGAAACCUACGAGAGCGAAUUCCCUGAGAGCAGGUAGCUAAAUGCCCUUCGAAACAUGAAACCCCGACCAAAUAUCCCCUGAGGAUUUCUCGAAUCUACGUACAAUCACUUAUUUUCACUGGGACUAUGUAAAAUUGCUAUGGGAAAUAGAAUCUUGGUUGCAUUUGGUUGGUCAUCCUUGUGCAACAUUUUUGUAUUCAUGUCCUUUUCGGUUCUCGGUGGUGCAAUGAAUCGGUUUGGGAAAAGGAUCUGAUGCAACUGUUCUCUCUCCAGUCUCGUCAAAACUAGUUGAUUUUUGCCAUAAGAUAAUAGAAUCCGGUAAGGGCCUGAUUGCAGAAUAGCCCUUGCUCUGCAGUAGUUCCCUACGCUCAGUAACUGGCGUGUUUAUGUCAUGGGCAAGAAGUUGGUUGUUGUCCACGACUUUCUGUGCAAAACAGAUAGUUGUCUGUUGAUGCAAUUCGACCGUAUGGACUGCAGAGGAGGUUCUCGCCCCGGUUUACUUCUAUCUCCUCCAUGGUUUCCUGGAAGUAUCUCAAUCCAAUGGAAAGGCUAAGUUUUAUGUAGACACUACAUAUUGAUAUUGAAAGGAUUGGGAAUAUCAAUCUUAGAUUUUGCUGUUUGCCAAA
Punica granatum (pomegranate) is the source of this 2597-nucleotide messenger RNA. Lineage: Eukaryota; Viridiplantae; Streptophyta; Magnoliopsida; Myrtales; Lythraceae. The record is from RefSeq and is a predicted model, not a curated record.